CGAGAGUGUUGCAGCUUUCCUGGCCCGCUGCGCAGCCUCUGCCCCGCAGACAUGUCGGGGUUCAGCCCGGAACUUAUCGACUACCUGGAAGGGAAAAUCUCCUUUGAAGAGUUCGAAAGGCGGAGAGAAGAGAGAAAAACCCGGGAGAAGAAAAGUGUUCAGGAAAAAGGAAAAUCAUCACCCAAAGAAAAUCUAGAUGACUCUGAAGUUCCAUCAUCAUCAGGAAUUGAUUCUGCCAAAUCCCAGGACAAAGAUGCCAAUGAAGGAGAAACAUCAGAUGGGGUGAGUAAGUCAGUUCACAAAGUCUUUGCUUCCAUGCUUGGAGAGACUGAAGAUGAUGAAGAGGAGGAAGAAGAGGAGGAGGAGGAGGAAACAUCAGAGCAGCCCACCGCAGGCGAUGUGUUUGUGUUGGAGAUGGUUCUCAACCGUGAAACCAAGAAAAUGAUGAAAGAGAAGAGGCCUCGCAGUAAACUCCCCAGAGCCCUGAGAGGUCUCAUGGGCGAAGCCAACAUUCGCUUUGCUCGAGGAGAACACGAAGAGGCCAUAUUGAUGUGCAUGGAAAUCAUAAGACAAGCUCCUUUGGCUUAUGAGCCAUUCUCUACACUUGCCAUGAUAUAUGAGGAUCAAGGUGACAUGGAGAAAUCGUUGCAGUUUGAGUUGAUUGCUGCACAUUUAAAUCCCAGUGACACAGAAGAAUGGGUUAGGCUGGCAGAAAUGUCUCUGGAACAAGAUAACAUUAAGCAGGCUAUUUUUUGCUAUACAAAAGCUCUUAAAUAUGAACCUACUAAUGUUCGUUACCUGUGGGAGAGAUCAAGUCUUUACGAACAGAUGGGUGAUCAUAAAAUGGCCAUGGAUGGCUAUAGGCGUAUUUUAAAUCUUUUGUCUCCAUCUGAUGGAGAACGUUUUAUGCAGUUGGCUAGAGAUAUGGCAAAGAGUUACUAUGAAGCCAACGACAGCACUUCAGCUAUAAACAUAAUUGAAGAAGCUUUCUCAAAACAUCAAGGCUUAGUCUCCAUGGAAGAUGUUAACAUAGCAGCUGAGUUAUAUAUUUCCAACAAGCAGUAUGACAAAGCUUUGGAGGUAAUUACAGAUUUUUCUGGAAUUAUCCUAGAAAAGGAAACUUUGGAAGAAGGCACCUCAGAAGAGAAUAAAGCUGCUGAGACCGUUACCUGCUCUAUACCUGACAGUGUGCCAAUAGACAUCACGGUGAAGCUGAUGGUCUGCCUGGUACAUCUCAACAUCCUCGAGCCGCUCAAUCCUCUUUUGACAACACUGGUGGAACAGAAUCCUGAAGAUAUGGGUGACCUCUAUCUUGAUGUUGCUGAAGCUUUUCUGGAUGUUGGUGAAUAUAAUUCUGCCCUUCCCCUGCUCAGUGCCCUGGUUUGCUCUGAAAGAUACAACCUUGCAGUGGUUUGGCUUCGGCAUGCAGAAUGUUUAAAGGCCUUGGGCUAUAUGGAACGUGCUGCUGAAAGCUACAGUAAAGUGGUUGAUCUGGCUCCACUCCAUUUGGAUGCAAGAAUUUCACUUUCCAUCCUUCAGCAGCAGCUAGGCCGUCCUGAGAAAGCUCUGGAAGCUCUGGAACCCAUGUAUGACCCAGACACCUUAGCCCAAGACGCGAAUGCUGCACAGCAGGAACUGAAGUUACUGCUCCAUCGUUCUACUCUAUUGUUUUCACAAGGCAAAAUGUACGGCUAUCUGGAUACCUUACUCACCAUGCUCGCCAUGCUCUUAAAGGUUGCGAUGAAUAGAGCCCAAGUUUGUUUGAUAUCCAGUUCCAAAUCUGGAGAAAGACAUCUCUACCUUAUUAAAGUGUCAAGAGAUAAAAUAUCAGAUAACAAUGAGCAAGAAACUUCAAAUUAUGAUGCAAAAGCAAUAUUUGCUGUACUCACAAGUGUCUUGCCAAAAGAUGACUGGUGGAACCUUCUCUUAAAGGCCAUAUAUACCUUGAGUGAUUUGUCCCGAUUCCAAGAAGCUGAAUUGUUGGUAGAUUCUUCCCUAGAAUAUUAUUCAUUUUAUGACGACAGACAAAAACGCAAAGAACUAGAAUACUUUGGUCUUUCUGCUGCAAUUCUGGACAAAAAUUUCAGGAAGGCAUAUGACUAUAUCAGGGUAAUGGUAAUGGAAAAUGUCAAUAAGCCCCAGCUGUGGAAUAUUUUCAAUCAAGUCACCAUGCACUCCCAAGAUGUGAGACAUCAUCGCUUCUGUCUCCGUCUGAUGCUGAAGAACCCAGAGAACCAUGCUCUGUGCGUUUUAAAUGGACACAAUGCGUUUGUAUCUGGGAGUUUCAAGCAUGCGCUUGGACAGUAUGUCCAAGCCUUCCGUGCCUAUCCCAGUGAGCCUCUCUACAAUCUCUGCAUAGGCCUCACCUUUAUUCACAUGGCAUCUCAGAAGUAUGUGCUGAAGAGGCACGCUCUUACUGUGCAGGGCUUUUCCUUCCUUAAUCGAUACCUCAGCAUCCGUGGGCCGUGCCAGGAAUCCUUCUACAAUCUGGGCCGUGGCCUUCAUCAGCUGGGGCUGACGCACCUUGCAAUCCACUAUUACCAGAGGGCUCUGGCACUCCCUCCACUUGUGGUAGAGGGUAUAGAGGUUGACCAAUUAGAUUUACGAAGAGAUAUUGCCUACAACAUGUCUCUCAUUUAUCAGAGCAGUGGGAACACUGCCAUGGCUCAAAAGCUUUUGUAUACCUACUGUGUCAUAUAAGCAAGCAGUGUAACUUAGAAAACGGUGUAUGGACCAGCAUCUUCUAUUGAGACCUCAUUGUUGUUGAUGAUAAAAUGGUACUGACAUCACUGCUUGCUACCAUUACAACUGCUUUGAAGCAGGGAAUGUAGCUCAGCUGCAGACUGCCUGCUUGCUCCAUAUGUACAAGGCCCCAGACUCAAGCCUUUGGAAAAUCGAAACACUGCUUCUAUCUCUGGAAUACAUAUAAAGUUACUGUUCCUAUGAUAAUGUACAUAUUUUUUUUUUUGUUAGCAUUCUACAAUAAAAUUAUUCCUAACACUGAAAUGGACAAUAUUGGCUUCUGAGUCAGUUGGAACUGAACAUACUAUAUUUUUCUACUUAAUAUCUACUAAGCUCCUGUGUUGCAGGUGUUUUGACAGGUGCUGGUAAUAUUGGCGACAGUGUGGCUUGUCCUUCAAGCAUUACAGAACACACUACUGAGGAGUCACCACUGAGGGCAAUGAUUUAUGUAUUGAUUUUCUUGUGUUACAUAUUGAAACCAGGGCCUUGUACUACUAUGCUAAGCAAGUUACAUACCACUGAGCUACAUCCUCAGCCUUCACAGUUUUGUUUGUUUUGCUUUGUUUGUUGAGACAGGGUUUCUCUUUGUAGUCUUGACUAUCCUGGAAUUUACUCUGUAGACCAGGCUGACCUUGACCUCAAGCCUGCCUCUACCUCCCAAGUACUAGGAUUAAAGGUGUGCACCACCACCACCCAGUUGCACAGUUCUUAAAUGUGAACAUGUAUUUCUUUGAACGAGAUAUUUGUUCCAUUUAUAUACCACAUCAUUUCUCAAAGCCAUUACUAUCCCAUAAGGCAAUGUUCAAAUACACAGCAAAGGAAGUUGGACUCUUAUGGUAAUAUAAUUACUUAACAGUCAGCACCUAACAAAAUUAUUUAAGAUGAUUUUAUGGUGGGAAGACAAGUAAUUGACUGAUAUGACAUUCACCUGUGGCUAUGUUAAUUUCAGAGUAUAAGCCUUGGAAUCGGGCUUAAUUCAAGGCCCAAUGUUCCAAAGCAAACAUCCAGUACAUUUGGCUUCCCAGUGGUGAAAAGGGAUGAUCAUGUUCAGUUAUGUGUCAUGCUUUCUGGUACAAGAAAGUUUAGUACUAUCAGGAUAUUAAAGAGGGGGAAGUUGGAUAUAUGGAAUAAAGUGUUGACAGAGUUUAAAGACAUUUUACUUCAUUAUGUGUUCUUGAAUCUCAGAUUGAAAAAAACCAUUUGCUAAAUAGACUGUUUCUUGGAAAAUAAAUGCUAUAAUGUAUGAUUGAUUCUAAGACUGAUCCAGUUGUAUAGGGAAACCAUGUGAGACAGAGGAUCAAAAUACAAUGGAGACUUUACGAAUUUUUCCUACUCUUUAUACUGUAUAUUCAACUUCCCAGUUGAAAAGCAGAAUUUCUAAGUAGUUAGUAAAUGCAUCUUGUAUUCUGUAUGUUUCUCUAUGUAAAUAAAUCCUAGUUUUAUAAUUAAGAUUUUACCUUUUACACUUUUCAUUUCAUGCCAUUAAGCAAUUGUGAUAUAGCUAACUAAUUGUGAUUGAUAAAUUUAGGUCUUGGAAUCCUGUGUGAGCAUUUGUGUGUAGUUUUUCCUGUGGACUAAGUUGAAAAGUGAAGGAAGUAGUAAAGUGGAGGAAAGACAGAUGGGGUCUCUAUGUCAGUAGUUACUGUAGUCGGCAUCUAACAAAAUGAUGUUGGGUGAGCUAGGGCUGCAUGAGUCGACAGAAUCUACCUAAGGUGCAUGGAGUCAAAACCAGAUGUAGACACAAUCUGUAGAGAACUUCAGGGUUUUGCUUGGCUAUAGCACAGUAAGUUCAGAGCAGCUUAGUUACAUCAGUUACCUGUCUUGAAAAAAAUGAAAUAAAGUAGUUAUUGGUAGGAA
Molecule: messenger RNA, 4599 nt
Organism: Mastomys coucha (southern multimammate mouse)
Lineage: Eukaryota; Metazoa; Chordata; Mammalia; Rodentia; Muridae
Gene: Gtf3c3
Product: general transcription factor IIIC subunit 3
Exons: 18
Coding region: 52-2700 (882 amino acids)
Biological process (GO): transcription by RNA polymerase III
Cellular component (GO): transcription factor TFIIIC complex
Molecular function (GO): protein binding
Source: RefSeq, a predicted model, not a curated record